AUGGUUCUCAAACCAUGCGUACUCGAGACGACGAAGACAGAAGGAGACUCGAGGAUUGAAGAAGGCAGUGAUGGCAAAGUCAAAAUUGAGGAGCGUCGCGAUACUAAAGCUGAUAAUGACAUCCUAAAGGCGCCUGAAUGGGAUGUGGACAGCUUCGACGGUUUAGAGUAUUAUUCGUCUUCGGAUCCCGCCUCCAAUGAGCAGCUUUCAUCUGACGAGUUGGAGGCUUUGAAAAACUACAACAUCGUCAAACGCCAGCUGAUCGACAGCAAGGGAUUUUACUUGGAUCCAGACCGUAGGCAUCUGUACAAAAGCAUCUGUACUACAAGUUUGGACCGGAUUGCACUUUGGGGCAAAACCUUUCGUGACUACUGGGAAGAGAUGGUACAUGUCUGUCUCCAGAAACACAACCAAGACAAGGUGUGUAAUGUGGAGUUCGUUGAAGUUGUGAGAGGUAAUUAUCGCGGAGGACCGAGAUCAAAGUCAUACAUUACGUUUAUGGCUAGGGAGAAGCCGGAUGGACCUCUUGUGGAGUAUCAAGCUAAGUGUAUGGUUACUUUGAACAGAAAGAGGCAUCCCAUCCUAUGUAGACCGGCUCCUACACCAAAGCCUUGAAACCAAACUUGUUUAAAGUAGGGGUUGCUCUUAGGUCUUAGCCAGUUCAGAUUUUCUGUGUCCAUGCUCAAACGUGAUUAGAUAUAUGUAUGUCAU
This is a messenger RNA of Camelina sativa (false flax), 711 nucleotides long. RefSeq lists its product as uncharacterized. Lineage: Eukaryota; Viridiplantae; Streptophyta; Magnoliopsida; Brassicales; Brassicaceae. The record is from RefSeq and is a predicted model, not a curated record.